This is a messenger RNA of Scatophagus argus, 2821 nucleotides long. Its product is annotated as extracellular calcium-sensing receptor-like. The transcript has 7 exons. Gene Ontology annotation, molecular function: G protein-coupled receptor activity. Lineage: Eukaryota; Metazoa; Chordata; Actinopteri; Scatophagidae. Gene Ontology annotation, biological process: G protein-coupled receptor signaling pathway. The coding region runs from base 184 to 2706 and encodes 840 amino acids. The record is from RefSeq and is a predicted model, not a curated record. Gene Ontology annotation, cellular component: membrane.
UUGGCUGAAAAAAUAAUAAUAACAUCAAAUUAAAUGUCACAUGCUUCAACGCCUUGCUAAAUAAGGUGUGUUGAAUUGUUUAUUUUGAUCGGUUGUCAAACGUGCAACUUUAAUUCCCUUAUCCAAAUACAGAAUCCCCCCAGAAUGAUGCAACAUGUUGGUUAAAAAUAAUAAAAAAAAUAAAUGUGGUUCAUGAUCAUUUUUCUAAACACACAAAUAAUUGCUUUUCACAAUCCAACCAAAAGCUACAAAACAAUCUGUUUGAUACUGGGGAGUCCAGAGUUCCCUCUGCUGUCAAAAGAAGGAGAUGUCAUGAUCGGGGGAGCAUUUUCCAUUCACAGCAAAAUCACACAACCUCAGCUUUCCUUCAAACAGAAACCGGCACGUCUUACAUGUUCCAGUGUCAACCUCAGAGAGUUUCGAUUUGCCCAGACCAUGAUCUUUGCAAUAGAGGAAAUAAACAGAAGUGAAUUCCUUCUUCCAAAUGUUUCCAUCGGAUACCGUAUUUAUGACAACUGUGGUUCAACUUUGUCCUCAAUGCGUGCUGUGAUGGCCCUGAUGAACGGUGACAACUGGAGUGUAGGAAAGACCUGCUCUGGUCAAUCAGCUGUUCAUGCUAUUAUUGGAGAGUCAGAAUCCUCUUCUACCAUUGUGCUGUCACAUACUACUGGGCCAUUCAAAAUACCAGUGAUCAGUCACUCAGCUACUUGUGAGUGUUUGAGUGACAGGAAGGAGUAUCCUUCUUUCUUUCGAACCAUUGCCAGCGAUCUCUACCAAAGCCGAGCCCUUGCUCAGCUGGUAAAGCACUUUGGCUGGACUUGGGUUGGGGCAGUCAACAGUGACAGUGACUAUGGAAACAAUGGCAUGGCCAUCUUCCUUGCUGCGGCUCAGGAGGAAGGAGUAUGUGUGGAGUAUAUAGAGAAAUUUCACAGGGCAGAGCCAGAAAAACUCAUCAAAGUGGUAGAAGUGAUCAGAAAGAGCACUGCCCGGGUCAUUGUUGGUUUCCUUGCCCAUGUAGAGAUGAACAACCUUCUACAGCAGUUGAGCCUGCACAACAUCACAGGUCUGCAAUUUAUUGGUGUGGAGGCUUGGAUCACAGCUGACAGCCUUGUGACUCCAACUAGCUUCCGUGUCCUGGGAGGUGCACUGGGUUUUGCUGUGCAAAAGGCCAAUAUCAGUGGCCUGGAUGAUUUUUUAAUCAAAGAUUUCUGGGAGACAGAAUUUGAGUGCAACAAUACAAAUAGGGACACCAUGACAGAAACAUCACCUUGCAAAGAAAAUCAAGAUCUAACUGAGUUUAAAGAUUAUGAUGAUGACGUGGCAGAGCUGAGAUACUCCAGUAACAUCUACAAAGCCAUCUAUGCUGUGGCCCAUUCUUUUCACAUCAUUUUAAAGUGCUCCACAAACCAGGGGUGUGACAAGACUGUAAAAGUUACUCCCUGGCAGAUGGUGGAGUCUUUGAAACAGGUGAAUUUUACCAUUAAGAAUGGGGACCACGUGUGGUUUGACAGCAGAGGAGCAGCUGUGGCUCGAUAUGAGGUGGUGAACUGGCAGCGUGGAUCAAACGGCUCGGUCCAUUUCAAACCUGUUGGCUACUACGAUGCCUCCCUACCUCCCGGACAGAAGUUUGUCCUCAAAACUGAAGCUAUAAUGUGGCCUGAAGGAAAGACAGAGUUGCCAGUGUCAGUAUGCAGUGAGAGCUGUCGUCCAGGAACCCAUAAAGUCCUUCAGAAAGGAAAGCCAGUCUGCUGCUAUGACUGUGUAUCAUGUGCCGAGGGAGAAAUCAGCAACAGCACAGAUUCUAAUGACUGCAAAAAGUGUCCAGAAGAGUUCUGGUCCAAUCAAAACAGAGAUGCGUGUAUACUGAAAAAUGUAGAGUUCCUUUACUUCACUGAAGUUAUGGGCAUAAUACUUGUAUGUUUCACUUUGCUUGGUGUUCUCCUUACUUUAACUGUGGCGACUAUAUUUUUCAUCAAUAAGGACACUCCCUUGGUGAAGGCCAACAACUCUGAGCUGAGCUUCCUGCUGCUCUUCUCCUUGACUCUGUGUUUCCUGUGUUCUCUGACCUUCAUCGGUCGGCCCUCUGAGUGGUCCUGCAUGCUGCGACACACUGCAUUUGGCAUCACCUUUGUCCUCUGUAUCUCUUGUGUUCUUGGGAAAACAAUAGUGGUGUUGAUGGCCUUUAAAGCCAAACUUCCAGGCAGUAAUGUUAUGAAGUGGUUUGGGCCUGCACAGCAGAGACUCAGUGUUCUGGGUUUUACUCUCAUUCAGGUUGUAAUUUGCAUACUUUGGCUGAAAAUUAGUCCUCCCUUUCCCUUCAAAAAUACAAAACAUUAUAAAGAGAAGAUUAUACUUGAGUGUGCCCUGGGAUCACCAGUUGGGUUCUGGGCUGUGUUAGGAUACAUAGGACUCCUAGCUGUCCUGUGUUUUGUACUUGCUUUUUUGGCUCGAAAGCUCCCUGAUAAUUUCAAUGAAGCCAAAUUUAUCACCUUCAGCAUGCUGAUAUUCUGUGCAGUGUGGAUCACUUUUAUCCCAGCUUAUGUCGGCUCUCCUGGGAAGUUCACGGUGGCUGUGGAAAUAUUUGCAAUUUUAGCCUCUAGUUAUGGACUACUUUUCUGUAUAUUUGCACCAAAAUGCUGUAUCAUUGUACUCAAACCUGAACUGAACACAAAGAAACAUCUGAUGGGCAAAACACAAUGCGACUGAAUCUAUUUAUUAGGAAAGGAGAAGACAGAAUAUCUUUCACUUUUUCAUUUCACUAUAUGUUUCAACAUAAAUAAAAUUUAGGUCACAUUUUCUUUUAUAAUAUAAUCAAUUUAAU